CUGAUUAACAAGUAUGAUGGGAUAGAUAGAUCAUAAAAUCAUCAGGUGCCAAAGACACACAGUUUUGAUAAUGGAUUAAUUAUCAGAUCAUUUAUGAUGCAAAAAGUGUCCUGUUGUCUGCAGGAGCAGUUAUCCAGACGUAUCCAGGAGCUGCAGGCUGAAACGUCCAAGACUGAGGCGCGCAUCCAGUCUCUGAAGAAACGCAAGGCCGAUCUCUCUAGGACCACAGAGGUCAUGAAGCAGCAGGUUCGAGAGCACUUUGAGAACAUGCGGUGCAUUUUGAAGCAGGAUGAACAGGUGAUCCUGGACUCUCUGGAGCUGGACCUGAGGCAUACAAGGACCAAGCUGGACCAGGUUCUAAAGAAGUGGGAUAACUACCACGACCAGGUCACCAAGAGCAUCAGCAGCAUACAGAGAACGCUGAGUAAAAGCACCACAGCGAAGGAAGGUAAAUCGCUGUACCUUUUACAUUUGCCGCUUCAUCCCCGUAGAGGUCUAAAUCACACCUCUGUGCCUCACUUUGAUCUUUGUCACCACUCUUCCAGCCUUAAGAAGCCAGACAAGUCUGAGAAGGAAAUCAGGCUGAAUGAAGAGAGAUUUGAGAGGCUUCUAAAAACACUCUCCUCCAUCUCCAAAAACCUCAAGGCCAGGCUGCAGAGAAAGACUCUACUCUUAGAUUCUUUCCCCAUAAUGAUCGACAGGCAGACUUGCCAUAAUCUGAUCAGAGUGACAUCAGAGGGGCGGGGCAUGUCCUUCUCUGGCUCCGCUUGCCCAGCUCCAGAACAUCCCCUUCAGUUUGAUAAGGUAUGCUGUGCUCUGGGGUCCUCUUCCAUCACAGCAGGUCAGAGUUACUGGGAGGUUAAUGUCCGCUGCUGCUCAGCCUGGGCUGUGGGUGUAGCCUAUGACACCCUUGAGAGAAAGGGCAAUGACAAGGGCGCCAAGCUGGGCCGAAACAGGAACUCGUGGUGCGUGGAGUUUCAGAACUGCAAUCUGACCGCAUGGCACAACAACCGGCACAUAUCAUGUCAAGGAGUGGGGCAGACUCCAAUAAGAAAAGUGGGAGUGUGGGUUAAUUAUGACAAAGGCCAGCUGACAUUUUACGAUGCAAAAAACAUGGUUGUCCUGCAAAAGUUCUCAGCAGCCAUGACACCGGUGUUCGACAGAGCUCAUCACCAGUUCACUCAACCCCUGUACCCCGCCAUAUGCUUCCUGAGACCACCGGACAAUCAGGUCUGGCCAAACCACUUGGAGUUUUGUUCCCAGAUGUUUCUGUGA
Messenger RNA from Pelmatolapia mariae (spotted tilapia), 1275 nucleotides. Its product is annotated as nuclear factor 7, ovary. Gene Ontology annotation, cellular component: cytoplasm. The transcript is spliced from 4 exons. Gene Ontology annotation, biological process: protein ubiquitination. Gene Ontology annotation, molecular function: ubiquitin protein ligase activity; protein binding. Lineage: Eukaryota; Metazoa; Chordata; Actinopteri; Cichliformes; Cichlidae. The coding region runs from base 94 to 1275 and encodes 393 amino acids. The record is from RefSeq and is a predicted model, not a curated record.